Messenger RNA from Strongylocentrotus purpuratus (purple sea urchin), 1354 nucleotides. RefSeq names its product SEC14-like protein 2. The transcript is spliced from 11 exons. Gene Ontology annotation, cellular component: cytoplasm. Lineage: Eukaryota; Metazoa; Echinodermata; Echinoidea; Camarodonta; Strongylocentrotidae. The record is from RefSeq and is a predicted model, not a curated record. The coding region runs from base 22 to 1128 and encodes 368 amino acids.
GUUGCCAUUUUCAAGGUCAAUAUGAGCGGCUUCCCGGGUAACCUUUCAGAUAGCCAGAAGGAGAAAUUAAGAAAGUUCAAGGAAAAUGUUUCAGACGUUCUUAAGCCAGAGCAUGACGAUGUCUUACUCUUGAAGUUCCUUAGGGCAAGAAAAUUUGACCUGAAAAGGACAGAGAAGAUGUUAAGGAUGGAUAUCAAGUGGAGAGAAGAAAAUAAGGUCAGCACCAUUCUUGAUUGGUACAAGAUCCCAGAGGUUUUCGAGAAGUACUGGUGCGGCGGAGUGUGUGGAUUGGAUAAAGAGGGUCAUGCUAUCUACAUAUCACCGGUUGGAAACUUUGAUCCUAAAGGGGUCUUAUUUUCGGCGAAGGCCAGUGACAUUCUGAAGACUUACAUCCAUUCAAUUGAAUACCAGUUCAGGAGUCACAAGCGGUUCUCUGAACAGACUGCUGUGAUUGCUGAGCAGCAUUAUCCAGAGUUGAUCUACCGUCUCUUCAUAAUCCGAGCACCCAAGAUCUUCCCGGUGACCUAUUCAUUAGUCAAGCCUUUCCUCCGUGAGGACACCAGAAAGAAAAUCCAGGUUUUGGGAAGUAAUUGGAAGGAGGUUUUGUUGAAGCAAAUAGACCCCGAUCAGCUACCGGUUUACUGGGGAGGAACCAAGACAGAUCCUGAUGGAAACGAGAUGUGUACUUCACUGAUAAGAGUGGGUGGCAAAAUUCCCAAGUCAUUCUACCUAAAGGACCGUGAACCGCCGCAUACACUGACAACGCAUGAAGUGUCAAGAGGGGGAGUCAUCGAAUUCAAGUAUGAAGUCAAGAACGCCAACAGCGUCAUGAGGUAUGAGUUUCAGACGGAUUGCAGUGACAUCAAAUUUGGGUUUGAUCUCGUGGACGCGAAGGGUAAGAAGACUGCCAUUUUGAAACUGGAGAAGUACAACAGUCACAUGGUACCUGAGAACGGAGAAAUCAUGAUCGCUGAACCUGGCACAUACGUUGCACGAUUUGACAACAGUCACAGCUGGACUAAAUCAAAGAAGCUCUCCUAUUGGCUGGAGCUAUUGGAGCCUAGUGACGUAGAACCAGAGUUUCAGGAGAUGGUGGAAGGAGCAGAUAGCAUGAACCUCAAUGAUUAACGAUUACAGGGAGUGGUUUACAAAAUGGCGACCACGUGAACUAAUGAUAUAUGGAUCUACAAAGCACUUUUCCUUAUGAUACAGUGUAUAAUAACAGCUACAUAGUUCUAAAAGGUAGUAAUGUGCUAAAAAAGCUCCACGGUUAAAUAGAAUGGAGUUGAAUUAAAUGUAUUUAUUCGCCACCAUUGAAACCAUUGAAACAACAUAUUUAUCAAUGUACAAUGAC